AGGCCAUCCGGCUCGUCCUCAUCGCGAUAGUGCACAAAUAACAAAAUCCAUGGCGGCAGCGCCCGUCUUCUGCCAGCUACUCCUCAAUCGCCUUUAAAGGGUUUAACCAGAGGAAGAUGGCGGCCCCUACCUUAUUUCCCAAUGCCUCUCUCUCCACUCUUAGACCCUCGACACAAGGUCCGCAAAAGCCUUCCUCCUACUCCUUCUUCCUAAGCCGGCGCCUAAAACCCUGCUGCCCCCAACUGAAGCCGUCGUUCUGCCGCAGCAGCAUCGCCUUUAGUUGCAGGGCCUUCAACCAAGGAAAUGGAGUUCCAAAGCCUGAGAAAAUCCUCAGAACAGAACCACCGUCUACUACUGGCGCUACCACCAAGGAGAAGAGCCGUAUACCUCAUUGGUCGCUGAUGUCUGCAGAGUCGUUGGUUCAGAGGGCCUCCGGAUUGACGCCUCUGGAGGUGUGCAAAUGGGUGGGCUUCCUCUCUUUGGCCGUUGCCGCAGCGAAGAGCGUCCUGAGGCUCGCGACUGAUCCCUUUUUCUUGAUGUACUUCAGCUGGACCUGGCUGUUCUGGCCAUGGAUGGUCGCCUUUUCAUUGGGCGCCCUUGGCUUGUAUUUUGCUUACAAGCAUUCCGCCGGUAAAGCUUCCAUCUGGGAGCAGCUGGUGGUGGUCUCCUCCGCCUUUACCUGGCUCACCCUUGUGCCGCCUGCCGUUGCUAAUGGCUUUUUGGAAGGCUGGCCUGUAGCUUUUUUCUUCAUCUACCAUUACUUCUUCUUCUUCAAUGUCAGCGUGAGGAAGAGGCUCUAUGGGGAUUAUUACCUCAGGCCCCACGACGAGAAAUGGGAUGUGAGGCUCCCUCUCCCCUACAGAGUGGCGUUUGCUGCUGCCGUCCUGGUGAGUCAUUUUCUGGCUGCGUUUGAGGCGCCCCCUCUUCACCAGGUCCCUGGAGGAUGGCAGAACCUGCCCAUUUGGUUGCUGGUAAUGGUCGUUUUGCUUAUGCAGUACAAAAGUGUUCUUCAUCUGUCGAAUUAUUCGGAGAAGGUGGUUGUGCCGACUAGCGUGGUGCAGUUUGGCCCAUUUCGCUGGAUUCGCCACCCAAUUUAUGCUUCUACUAUGUUCCUGUUUGCGGUUUACUUUGCGGCGCUUCGGGCGCCUUUGAGUAUGUUGUUUAUCCUGUUUGUUGGAGUUCUCUAUUAUGGUCAGAAGGCUAAAUUGGAAGAGGAUUUGAUGUUGGAGAGUUUCGGAGAUAGUUAUGAAACAUACAGGAACAAGGUUAGAUACAAGUUCAUGCCUUAUGUAUAUUGAAUGUUUUGGUGGAGGACAGAAUCCGGCUUGUUCCCACCAUGUCAAGGUUAACUGAAUUUAUUAUUUUUCUUCUUUUGUAUUUGGUCCCAGAGAUUGUAUCGGUUUUUGGUCUCUUUUAAACGAACUCUGUUCACGGCCUGCAUAUUUGAAUCACCACAUUCUUAUUCCUUCUGUUA
Nymphaea colorata (pocket water lily) is the source of this 1474-nucleotide messenger RNA. RefSeq lists its product as uncharacterized. The transcript has a single exon. Bases 117 to 1298 code for a protein of 393 amino acids. The record is from RefSeq and is a predicted model, not a curated record. NCBI's taxonomy places the organism in Eukaryota, Viridiplantae, Streptophyta, Magnoliopsida, Nymphaeales, Nymphaeaceae.